CGUCUCCUCCUGAGCAGCAGCCGGUUGUUUACGGGGUGAUGAGGACGCACUGCUGGCCAGCUGUCAAAGUCAUUAGACAGGAGGAAAAACAGCGCAGGUACCACUGGGGAGCACGGCUUUGAACCCGUCGUCAAUUAGCGGGCAUAGUUUAUGUGUGUUCGUGUUCGGAAGUUUUAGCACUAUCUGAAUUUAGACAGAGAAACGGGAGAAAAGGGAAGUCCGUUUGCUACAAGCUAGCCGCAAAGAGCCCAGACGGUACAGGAGGUUGUUUCAGAGGUUCUCAGAAAAAGACAGGGGACUGUAGGACACACAGCCGGUCUUCAGUUCUCGCUGGUUUUGCCCUGUUGCAGCGGCACCAUGGCCAAUCGUGAAGAGUCCAAGAAGAUGAAUGGCAAUUCUGGCGACUCUUCUACCCUUUUGGAAACACCCAAAGAGAGCAUGCAGCUUAAAAAAGAGAUCUCAUUGCUUAAUGGAGUCAGUCUGAUUGUAGGAAACAUGAUAGGCUCCGGGAUCUUUGUGUCCCCGAAGGGUGUCCUCAUUUACAGUGCCUCUUACGGACUCUCACUAGUCAUCUGGGCGAUUGGAGGUCUAUUCUCAGUAGUUGGGGCCCUUUGUUAUGCUGAGUUGGGCACCACAAUCACCAAAUCAGGAGCCUCUUAUGCAUACAUACUGGAGUCAUUUGGUGGUUUUAUUGCAUUUAUUCGUUUGUGGACAUCUCUGUUGAUCAUUGAGCCCACGAGCCAGGCAGUCAUAGCCAUCACAUUUGCAAACUACCUGGUGCAGCCGCUCUUUCCAACAUGUGAGCCACCGUAUGCGGCAUCCAGGCUCAUUGCUGCAGCAUGUGUUUGCCUGUUGACAUUCAUCAACUCUGCGUAUGUAAAGUGGGGCACCCGUGUUCAGGACAUUUUCACCUACGCUAAGGUGGCAGCCCUGAUCGUCAUUAUAGUCACUGGCAUCGUCAAGCUAUGCCAAGGUUACACAAGCAACUUCGAAUCAUCUUUUCAGGGGUCAUCUACCGACCCUGGUGACAUUGCACUGGCGCUGUACUCUGCCCUGUUCUCUUACUCUGGCUGGGACACUCUCAACUUUGUAACUGAGGAGAUCAAAAGUCCUGAAAAGAACCUGCCCCUGGCGAUUGCCAUCUCUAUGCCUAUUGUCACCGUUAUUUACAUCCUCACUAAUGUUGCCUAUUAUGCUGUUCUGGAUGUCAGAGCUAUACUGACCAGUGAUGCAGUGGCAGUGAUGUUUGCUGAUCACACGCUUGGUGUAAUGAGCUGGACCAUUCCCAUUGCUGUGGCUUUGUCCUGCUAUGGAGGCCUCAAUGCAUCUAUUAUAGCUGCAUCCAGGUUGUUCUUUGUGGGAUCUCGUGAGGGUCACCUUCCAGAUGCUCUGUCCAUGAUCCAUAUACAGAGAUUCACUCCGAUUCCUGCUCUGAUCUUCAAUUGUGUCAUGUCGCUGAUCUACCUGACAGUGGAAGAUGUCUUCCAGCUUAUCAAUUACUACAGCUUUAGCUACUGGUUCUUCAUGGGGCUGUCCAUCGCUGGCCAGAUCUACCUGCGCUUGAAGGAGCCAGACAGACCCAGACCUCUUAAGCUCUCAUUAUUAUACCCAGUGGUGUUCUGCCUCUGUACCAUUUUCCUGGUGGCAGUUCCUCUCUACAGCGACACCGUCAACUCCCUGAUCGGCAUUGCCAUUGCCCUUUCCGGUGUUCCAGUCUACUUCCUGGGUGUCUACCUGCCAGAGUCCAAACGACCACCUGUCAUCACUAAGCUGCUGCGUUCUCUGACUGACUUCACCCAGUACACCUGCUUCUGUGUGCUGACUGAGAUGGACAAAAGUCAAUAGACCCUGUUACACUUUAAAACCCAGGAGUGUGUGCAUCCUCACAGCCACCAGAAGUGGCUUUCAGCUGGAUAGAACAAACACUCCUUUGUUGCACUGUCCACCGUCAUCUCAGAGUUGUUUACAGCACUGAAGGUGCUGCAACAGAUGUACAUAUUCACCUAAAGAGUUUUGUUCUGGGAAAACAUUUCGAGGUGGAGUAGAGAGGUGGUUAUACAGUUUAUUUAUUAUUAAUACUUAUUAGGUUUAGCAGGUAAUUUUUUAUAUAUACUAUAUGCCUUUUAAACAGUAUAUGCCUUUGAGACUUCACUGGUACUAUGAACAUGACUGCAGGGACCAGAGCACUAUGCAGGUAAAUAUUCUCUCCUGGGUUCUAACUAAAAGGUGUGAGUGUGUUUAACAUUGAUCUAAACUAUUGGUCCUAAUUAUUUUCUAAUGAAAAAGGGGAGAAAAUACUGCUGCUGCUAUUUGAGAACAGUGACUCAUCCCUGUAAUGUCAUUGCCUUUAUUUACUCUUGGCCUCAUUGCUUGUAGUUUCUUGCUGGGGUUUUUUUUUUUUUUUUUUCAACCAACAUAGUUUCCAUGUGUUGAAUUCUUUUGAGUGUUUCAAGCUGACCAGCUGAGGUGGGUUUAGUGUAAUUCACCCUGUUUCACAGUAUGAGAUGCUGUAAGCCUUUAACACAUAACUAAUAUGCACUAUUUCUUUUUGUUCUUAAUCAUGUCCACACAGACACUUUGUUCAUUCCACAUCUUUAGUCCAGUUGUGGAACUUAUGCACAUCCUGUCUUCUAAAGUAAACUAUGCUCCAGA
This is a messenger RNA of Oreochromis aureus, 2652 nucleotides long. RefSeq names its product solute carrier family 7 member 6 (gene slc7a6). The transcript has 10 exons. The coding region runs from base 358 to 1845 and encodes 495 amino acids. Gene Ontology annotation, biological process: amino acid transmembrane transport. Lineage: Eukaryota; Metazoa; Chordata; Actinopteri; Cichliformes; Cichlidae. Gene Ontology annotation, molecular function: L-amino acid transmembrane transporter activity. Gene Ontology annotation, cellular component: membrane. The record is from RefSeq and is a predicted model, not a curated record.